Messenger RNA from Prunus dulcis (almond), 1320 nucleotides. Its product is annotated as ubiquitin-like domain-containing CTD phosphatase. Lineage: Eukaryota; Viridiplantae; Streptophyta; Magnoliopsida; Rosales; Rosaceae. The coding region runs from base 98 to 1114 and encodes 338 amino acids. Gene Ontology annotation, molecular function: protein binding; phosphoprotein phosphatase activity. The transcript has 7 exons. The record is from RefSeq and is a predicted model, not a curated record. Gene Ontology annotation, cellular component: nucleus.
UAAAAUAGGUAGCCACCUGAAGUCUAAACCUCAACGAGAAAGGGAGACGCACACAUACACACACAGAUUGAGAAAGUAAGCAGUUGUUAUUUGCGCAAUGGCAAUGGCAGGAGUAGGUGUAGGCUCAACCUCAACGACGUCGUUGCCGGAGGAGGAGAUAACACUGACAGUGAAGUGGAGCGGGAAGGAGUAUACGGUUCGCGUAUGCGGGGACGACACGGUGGGCGAGCUCAAGCGCCGAAUCUGCCAAGCCACCGACGUCUUGCCCAAACGUCAAAAGCUUCUCUACCCAAAAAUCCUCCCUUCAAAGCUCGCCGACGACGCCGUUUUGCUCUCCUCUCUCCCCUUCAAGUCCUCCCUCAGAAUGACCAUGAUUGGUACUACGGAAGAUGACAUUAUAGUGGAUCAAGUGGAGUCUCCAGACAUUGUUGAUGAUUUUGAGCUUCCCCAAGAUGAGGCUGUUGAAAUUAAAGAUAAACAUGGCAAUAAGCAGAAGUUGAGGAGGCGUAUAAGUCAGUACAAGAUUGAACUUCGGAAUCCAUGCCGGGAAGGAAAGAAACUGCUUGUGCUAGAUAUUGAUUAUACUCUAUUUGAUCACCGGUCCCCAGCAGAGAACCCACUUCAGCUUAUGCGGCCUUUUCUUCAUGAGUUUCUUGCAGCUGCCUAUGCUGAAUACGAUAUCAUGAUAUGGUCUGCAACCAGCAUGAAGUGGGUUGAAUUGAAGAUGGCUGAGCUUGGUGUACUCAGCAAUCCCAACUACAAAAUCACAGCUCUUCUAGACCAUUUAGCAAUGAUCACAGUUCAAUCAGAUUCCCGUGGGAUCUUUGAUUGCAAGCCGUUAGGCUUGAUCUGGGCUCAAUUCCCUGAGUUCUACAGUUCAAAAAACACUAUAAUGUUUGAUGAUCUGCGAAGGAAUUUUGUGAUGAACCCACAAAAUGGUUUAACCAUCAAGCCAUUCAAGAGGGCUCAUUCUAGCCGAGACAGUGAUCAGGAGCUUAGGAAACUCACAACAUACUUGCUUGCCAUUGCGGAACUUGAUGACCUGAGCACCCUUGAUCAUAAUAACUGGCAGUCAUUUAGUGAGGACAAUGUCAAAAGACGUCGGCAUCAAUGAUCUUUAGAGGGUUGCCAGUAUUUGCUUCCUCUCCUCAGUGAUGAGCUAAGUAACUUGAACCCUUUCAUGGGAUCAUAUGUAACUGAUACUCACAGUUUCCAGAUUUGUAUAAAUAUCUUCUUAAAUGUUAGAGCAUAUAGUUUGUGCUUGAAGGGCACUGUGUUUAAUAUUUAAACCUAUAUUUCAUCCACCUAGGUUUUAUGUUA